UAGCGGCAGCGGCGGCGGCGACGGCUCCCGCUCGGCGGAGAGGGGCGGAGAAGGGAGAAGCGGGGGGCCCGGGGCCGCGGCCAUGCUGCGCGGAAUGGCGGCCGCCGCCCGGCGGGGCUGGCGCGGGGCCGUGCCGGCGACAUGGCGGCGGGGCCGCUGCUGCUGCGGGCCGACGGGGCGGCGGCGCUGGGUGCCUCCGGCGGGCAGCCCCAGCGGGGUGGUGGCGUACAACAGCCGCAGCCGGAGCAAGGAGCCGCUGGUGCUGGCCCGGGACGGAGUGGCCACCUGGUAGCGGCGGGUGCGGGGUGCCCCGGGGCCCGGCCGCCGUCCCCCCGGGGGCUGACGGGCGCCGUUUGCCUCCUGUGUCUCCGCAGGUACAGCUGCGGGCCCACCGUGUACGACCGGGCGCACCUCGGGCACGCCUGCUCCUAUGUUAGGUUUGAUAUAAUCCGAAGGAUAAUGACUCAUUUUUUUGAAACUGACGUUAUCAUGGUGAUGGGGAUUACAGACAUAGAUGACAAGAUAAUAAAAAGAGCCAAUGAGAUGAAUAUAUCGCCAGUAGCUCUUGCUCGCAUUUAUGAAGAAGACUUUAAGCAAGAUAUGGCUGCCUUAAAGGUCCUUCCCCCUACAGUAUAUAUGAGAGUGACUGAAAACAUUCCUCAGAUAAUUUCCUUCAUAAAAACAAUAAUUGCUAACGGACAGGCUUAUGCAACCUCGCAAGGCAAUGUUUAUUUCGACGUUAAGUCUUGGGGGGAAAGAUACGGAGUAUUAACUGCUAUUAGUCCUGAUACACAAGAUGAAGCAGUUGAUACUGAUAAACGCUAUGGUAAAGAUUUUGCGCUGUGGAAAGCUGCCAAACCUCAAGAGCUAUCUUGGACUUCUCCCUGGGGAAAAGGAAGACCUGGAUGGCACAUCGAGUGCUCCACGAUAUCAAGCGCAGUGUUUGGAAAGCAACUGGACAUCCAUUCUGGGGGAAUAGAUCUUGCGUUUCCUCAUCAUGAAAAUGAAAUUGCGCAGUGCGAGGUGUAUCAUCAGUGCGAGCAGUGGGGGAAUUAUUUUUUGCAUUCUGGGCAUUUGCACAUUAAAGGAAGUCAAGAAAAAAUGUCCAAGUCAUUAAAAAACUACAUAACAAUUAAGGAUUUUCUGAAGAAAUUUUCAUCGGAUCAAUUCAGGAUGUUUUGUCUGCGCAGCAGGUACAGCUCAGCGGUAGAAUUCAGUGACGAGACCAUGAAUGAUGCAAAGCACCUUCUCCAGGCAAUCUCCUCGUUUAUUAGAGAUGCAAAUGCUUAUAUGAAAGGACAGCUGGUAUGUGACCCUGUUAGAGAAGACAUACUGUGGGAAAGGCUAGCCAACACAAAAGUAAACGUGAAGGCUGCAUUUGCAGAUGACUUUGACACCUCCAGGGCUGUUGCAGCAAUUAUGGACCUCGUUCACCAUGGCAACAGACAGCUUAAGGCUGUUACUAAGGAUGGCGGAUCUUCCAGAAGCUCUGUUGUGUAUGGAAGCAUUAUUUCCUAUAUAGAAGGCUUUUUUAAUGCCCUUGGGAUGUCCUUUGAAGAAAGACAGGUUGCUGUGGGAGGAGGAAACUCAGCUCUGCUCUCCAACGUGAUGGAUGAGCUCGUAAGCUUCCGCACAAAGGUCCGUAAUUACGCUCUUGCUGUGCCAGAAGCAACAGACACCGUGCAAAUAGAGGAAGGUGCCACGGGAUCAAAAGGACCAAAACAAGAACAGAAGGAAAAGAGACAGAAGCUAAUGCAGGAGAGAAAACCUCUCCUGGAGGCUUGUGACAGUCUGCGUGGAGACCUUGCUGCCUUUGGAAUCCACAUCAAGGACAGAAGUGCUGUUUCAACCUGGGAAAUUGUGGAAGGUGGACAAGUGGAGCAGCAGACCGAGAAAAAAAGCUGAACCGUCAUCACUGGACUUGGUUUUGAUUGCAGCUGCUCGGUGUUGUAAAUACCAGUAGUAUCCAAAUAAAAUCUUUGGAACAAAA
Molecule: messenger RNA, 1990 nt
Organism: Cygnus atratus (black swan)
Lineage: Eukaryota; Metazoa; Chordata; Aves; Anseriformes; Anatidae
Gene: CARS2
Product: cysteinyl-tRNA synthetase 2, mitochondrial
Exons: 14
Coding region: 142-1905 (587 amino acids)
Biological process (GO): cysteinyl-tRNA aminoacylation
Cellular component (GO): cytoplasm
Molecular function (GO): ATP binding; cysteine-tRNA ligase activity
Source: RefSeq, a predicted model, not a curated record